Molecule: messenger RNA, 5998 nt
Organism: Daphnia carinata
Lineage: Eukaryota; Metazoa; Arthropoda; Branchiopoda; Diplostraca; Daphniidae
Gene: Tet
Product: methylcytosine dioxygenase TET-like
Biological process (GO): oxidative demethylation; positive regulation of transcription by RNA polymerase II
Cellular component (GO): nucleus
Molecular function (GO): DNA binding; zinc ion binding; DNA 5-methylcytosine dioxygenase activity
Source: RefSeq, a predicted model, not a curated record
GUCCUGCCGUUUUCAACCCCUCACCACACACACAUUCACCCCGACAUAUAUUUUUUUCCCCAUUGCAACUCAUUUCGGGCCCGAUGAACAACGUGCCAAUAAGUUGGCGGACUUUCGUUCUUUUUUUUUUUUAGUUGGCCCCCCUCAACUGACACCACGUUUUUGCUGCAGUGCCGCACAGUGUUCGUUCUGUAGUUUCAGUGUUUCGUCUGCCAGUGCACGUCCCGCCAAAUUGUUUGUGAGAACGACGCGAUCAUGAUUUUCGUCCGAGAAACGGUUGGAUGAAGCCGAUUGGAGGCUGAUUGGACUCUUCCGGUCACCGGAAGCCGCCUCCUUUUUACUGAAAAAACGACCCUCUUAAUUUUUUUUUCAUCUUCCUGACUGAAACAAAAGAAGAUUUGGACAAAUUAGAGAAAUAAUAUUAAAAGAAUCUGAAUAAAAAAAUGGGUGAUGCUAAUGUUCAGACGAGUGGUGGAGGAGGUCCAGGACAUCAUCAUCCGCAUCAGUUGCAUCAUCACCACCAUCACCAUCAAUUGCAUCAUCACCAGCCGAUCAAUACGGGAGCUCAGCAUCAUCCGACGCAACAUCACGACACCAACGCGUUGAGUUUUGGUUUGGGCUUUUUCCCCGAUCCGUCCGAAAUCAGCUCGAAAUCGCUUCCGCCCUUCUCCUCUUUUGGCGAAACGGAAGGUUUGGGCGAAGGCCUAUCCGGCAGACUCCUCGAUCUCGGCGGAGGCAACGGUGGUCCGCCUCCAUGGGAUCUGUACGGCGAAGGACUUUCUGCCCGUUUGAUUGACGUCGGAGCUCCAACUCCGCUCGGACUGGGCAUCGGCGUUGGCGUCGGACUCGGAUUAGGCUUUGCUCCGCCUCCGCCAGCUGCCAUUCCGGCUAGGGACCAACCGCCACCGAAUAGCGGGCCGGGAGGUGUCCAGUAUCGUCCUUGGGAAUCUAAGAAUCAUCCCGACAGCAAUGGUAAUCCUCCGACACUGCUUGAACUCGGCCGGAUGAUGGCCGUUACUCCGCCGCCAGGCAACACGACACCCAAUCCAUCCAACGGAGGAGGAUUUUCUGAAAUUCAACUGUUUCCACCACACGGAAGUAGCCCCAAACUGCCGUCGUUCCAGUCGCAAUUCCAACAUUCGUAUUCUGCAUCCAGUCCCGGACCUCAUCCGCCCGCUUUAACGCCCAUCAACGCACCAGCUGAUCCGACCAACGGUUUUCACGCUUCCGGUCCGGGUCCUGGCGGUGGCGGCGCCGGUGUUGUCGUGGCGCUACAGAACAAUAACAACAACAAUGUCCGUUAUCCGCUAGUUCCGGCGCCAGUGCAUCCGCAGCGGCCGGAAGUUGUAGGUCACGCACCUCAUCCUGGAGCUUUCGUUCAUCACGAACGAGCUCAUCAUUUCGGUCCACUCCCGUCGGUGGCUCAACAGGCCGCCACCAAUCCACAACAUUAUCCGACGCUUCCGGCCGAUUACAACAACGGCGUUCAGCGUCCGGCUCUCCUCCAAUCGUCCGGUCCGUCUCCCAUUAACAACGUCAUUAAAUUGGAAACGGAAGACUCGCGAUCGCCCUUCUCCUCUCAGGGUUCGCUUCCGCGCCAAGCGGCCGGAGACGGCCGAAAGAAGGAGAAGCGGAAGUACCGAGCGUCUUCGAUGGAGAGUUCUAGCAGCGAAGCGUCUGAUGCCCAAGUGCCGAGCAUCUCUAGCACUGCCCGCGGAUUCAAGCACCCGAUUCACAUGACAUCGAACGGCAACGAUUCCAGCAUGGACGGCGAGAAACAGUCUAAGAAGAAGCGGAAACGCUGCGGCGAAUGCGUCGGAUGCAUGCGCAAAGACAAUUGCGCGUCGUGCGCUCCCUGCCGCAACGACAAGUCGCACCAAAUCUGCAAAAUGCGUCGUUGCGAGAAGUUGACCGAAAAGAAAAUCAAGAUUCCUCGCGAGAAAGGUGAAGGACGAGCUGCUCGUGCAAACAACAACAGCGCCAACAACUCUAGCAACAACAGCGCCACGUCUGCCAACGGCACGAUAGCCCAAUCCGUAGCCACCCCACCCACACCGACCAACACAAUGGCCAAUGGCAACGUCUCAGCUGCUAAUUGGGAUCGUGGAUAUGCGCCCAAUGCGUGGGCUCCUGCUGCUCAACCGGCUGUUGUCAAUGGGACAACUGAUGAGAAUCAAUGGGCCGCUGGAUACCAGCCGGAAACAUAUGAUCCGUCCUUCAAUUUCAACCCGCUCCAACAACAGGGUGGGUUUCAUGCACCGGCGCCUGUUGUUGACACGUUUGCAAACGGCCAAACCAACGGGUUCCGACCGAGACCGAGCCCUCAACCUCAACAGAUUCAAAUUGGUGGAUUUAGUCCGCAUAUGACGUCACCUCAUCCAUCACCCGGAUCGGGUCAACAGUUGAACGGACGCUGUGGCAGCGUUCCACCUCAUUUCAAUGGCCAGGACGGUUUCAUGAAUGGAAGUCCCUUUACGAGCCCGAGUCCUCGUCCGCCGUCGUCCAACAAUCCUCCCAGCGUAGGAGAAAACUUCCGCAAUGUCGGAGGUAAUUCCGAGUCGAAUGGUCAACAAAUUCACCCAAACGGGCCGCCUGGGUAUCCGUCUCCAUCACCAAUCCCCCAUCCGAGUUCGCACAACUCUAAUGGCGGAUAUCCAGGCCAACAGCAAGGGAAGGGCGAGCCGUGGGAGCCGGGGAGCGAACCCAAACAGCAGCAGCGUUCCACUCCGCACGAAGAGCUCAAUAAUCGGCUCAAGGAGAAGAUUCUCAGCAAGCAGCAAAUGCAACAACAGCAGCAACAACACUCAUUCCAACAACAGCAGCAGCAGCAGCAGCAGCACGAGUUGCAGCAAAACCCACCUAAUAAUGGCGGCGGACAGUCUUUCUAUAUGAACUAUCCAUACCAACAAAAUAAUGAGGAAUACUCGGAUCAGCAUUUCAAUCCGACCAGCGCGUCGUCUCCUUCCUCGUCGACUAGCAAUAACAACGUCCGGCUGGACGUUCACUUGGAACCCAAUUCAACGGCCCAUUUUUUAGGACCAGCCCACCCUCAGAACGGCGGCACUGGGGGUGGGAAUCUUCCGGAGGAACAACAACAGAUGCCUCAGCUUCUUCAGAGUCCGGAAACAACGACGCCGUCGUCGCCGCCACCACCGCCAUCUAACGGUUGUCAAGCGAAUCACUUGGCACCUACCAGUGCAGCUAAUGCCCCUCUUGCUCCUCCUACUCAUGAUCCCGAACAGGAUCGUAUGAGCAAAUUGAAGAAUAAUUUAAAAGACGAAGUGCCGCCCUGCCAGUGUUUCCCAACGGACCAAUUACCGCAAGAACCUGGCCCUUAUUACACACAUCUGGGAUUCGGUGAAAGUGUUGCAUCGCUACGUCAGCUGAUGGAGCAAAGGACUGGCCUUGCCGGAAGAGCCAUCCGCUUUGAGAAGAUUCUUUACACGGGCAAAGAAGGCAAAACGGCCCAGGGAUGUCCCAUCGCUAAAUGGAUAAUACGACGUUCCAGUCUGGAGGAAAAAGUCCUUUGUCUCGUUAAAGAACGUCGCGGACAUCGAUGCCGGUCGACUUGGUUGAUUGUCAUUUCCGUUGCGUGGGAAGGAUUGGCUCUAAGAGACUCGGAUUACCUUUACGGCGAAUUGGUUAACCGGUUAAACGCUCACGGACUGGCCACCAAUCGGCGUUGCGCUACCAACGAGGAUCGGACUUGCGCCUGCCAAGGUCUUGAUCCCGACACUUGCGGUGCUUCUUACUCGUUUGGAUGUUCAUGGAGCAUGUUUUUUAACGGAUGCAAAUUCGCCAGAAGCAAAACACAAAGCGUCCGUAAAUUUCGUCUAAGUGACGAGUCUCAGGAAGGGGAUAUUGGAGAUCGAUUGCAGCGAUUUGCGACUGCCAUUGCUCCUCUGUUUAAACGGAUCGCUCCAGAUGCUUAUGCCAAUCAAGUCGAAUUUGAAAAGACGGCCAUUGACUGUCGUCUUGGUCUUACCCCCGGAAGACCGUUUGCUGGCGUAACGGCCUGUUUCGACUUUUGCGCUCAUUCUCACCGCGAUCUUCACGACAUGAAUAAUGGAUGCACCGUGGUUACCACUUUGACGCGCCAUCGAGGCUUCCACAAACCGACGGACGAUGAGCAAUUGCACGUGUUGCCGCAUUACGUUUUGGCUGAUGUUGACGAAUGCGACAGCGUCGAAGGACAAAGAAACAAAGUGGAGACUGGUGCCAUUGAAAUUCUCAACAAGUACCCUUCUAUUUUGAGACGUCAUUCACAGCCGAUUCCAAGUAAAACUAAACGGAAAGCGCCAAUUCAGUCCAACCGAGUCAUCUAUACAGCGACCAAUGAAGACGCCGCUCUCGUGCAAAGCAGUCACGUGACAAGUUCUACUUACGACGAAAGAUAUCCUAGUAGGACAUAUUUGGAACAAUCGGGCUCAAUGGAAAGCAAAAUCAGAGCUUUACAAACUCCAUCACAAACUUACAGACCCGAUCAUCUGAUGUCGAAUUCGGCUUUUACCAAUUGGGGAGGAUACGCUCCUCCUCAACAACAAUGUUGGCAACAAUCGCAAUGGCUUAAUCGACCUGUCGACCCUCAACUAUCCCAGUGGUGGAGACAGAGUUUGUCUUCUUCUUCCAGUGAAAUGCGUCCCUUUGGGCCCGUUCAUCCAGUCCAACCGUUCCAAAAUCUACUCCGUCAUCAACCUCCUGAACCAAGAGUGACUGUCGAGGUUAGCGACAAUGAAGAGAAUUUCAAAGAUCCUAACAUAGGUGGUGUGGCUAUCGCUUUGACGCACGGCUCGGUUCUUUUUGAAUGCGCCAAACACGAACUGCACGCGACAACGGCUUUACGGAAUCCCAAUCGACGAAACCCCACCCGGAUAUCUCUCGUUCUCUAUCAGCAUCGUAAUAUGAACGAGAGCAAACACGGAUUCGAUAUCAACGAGAAAAAGAUGGAACGAAAACGAAUCGAGCAACAACGGCAAGAGGAAGCUCAAACAACUGCAUCGACAAUUCCUCAACAACCUACCUGGUUACCGGCAACAAACCCUUACGGCUGCACUUUGCCGGCCUCGGCAGCCGCUUCUUGCUAUCCGAAUUCUCAGCAGCCGGUUUUGCCUUCCAUCCAUCACGCAUUUCCGUACCAUUUAUCUUACCCCAAUAAUCCACAAGGCAAAUACUAGACGGGAUUAUAAUUUUGAUUUACUACAUCACAAAAUGCUAACGAGCCAUAUUUCUUUAAUCGAUGAAAUUGGUAAAUUAUUUUUGACUUGUUUUUAAUUUGAUGUUUGACUUGUGCAAAAGAAGGGCGUAGGGAAUCGUGUUCUUUUAGCCUAUUCGACUGUAUGCAUAAAACAAUAAUUUCAGACCGAGUUGGCGAAUGUGGCUUGAAGUUCAAAACAGAAACAAUUCAGUGCUUUACAGUUUUUGAAAAGACGUGCUAUUUUGGCGAUACAAAAUUUUCUAGAAAUUUAAAAAUAAUAAUAAUGUGGACCGUUUGGACGCAAACUUCGGCAGGGAAAACGUAUUCCGUACAAAAAAAAAUGUUUUCGCUUGUUUUAUUUUUAUUUUUAGUAUCGCUCUUUUCGAGUCACAUGUCAGUGUGUCUUUUUUUUUUUAACCUGAUCUCUCGCACUGAUUUUGUUUUGUGGGAAAUCUCCAGUUCAAGAAGUGGUACCAAACGGUGCAGAUCCUCGCAGGUGUCAUCUGCUAAAAUUAGAAAUUAUUCAAGAAAAACAGGAAGACAUCCCGAUUGUUAAAAUCUAACCACAAUAAUAAUUACUUGUAGUAUCACGAUGCCAUUGUUUUCUUUUACCCUUUAUUUUUUAAUUAUUAUUUAAAUUCAUGUUGGUGUAAUUUCCUUUUAGAAAAUUUUUCAAACCUCUUUUGUUCAGCCUGUAAAGAGCUUGCCAAGUCCAUCCGCCACAAGUAACUACCACCUCAUUUAUCAAUAAUCCUGCAAAAAAAUGCAUUUUAAGUUUCAAUACAUCCGUAUUUCUUUUUGUAA